UGGCAACAACAUCUCCCUAGCUCCUCCACCCCAGCUGCCCCUUUGUCCUCCUCCACCUAAACUCAUUCCCAUCUCCUCCAAAUAUACAAACAAACAAACAAACUCAAGAUUUCACUCCACCAAAUAAUUCAUAAAUUUAUCUAAUUUCUCCAUAAAACAAAUAUGUCAAACAUCACAGGUGGUGAUGAAGGGAGCUUCUCUUCUGGAGAAGUCCAACAGCAGCCAGAGAAGCACUCCAACCCCGCUGCCACCUCCACCAACAGCAAUGGCUCCUCCGCCUCUCAGCCGCCGCAGAAACAGCCCCAGCCUUCAGCUAAGAAGAAGAGAAAUCUUCCAGGAACUCCAGAUCCAACGGCGGAAGUGGUGGCGCUGUCCCCAACGACGCUGAUGGCGACGAACCGGUUCGUGUGUGAAAUCUGCAACAAAGGGUUUCAACGAGACCAGAACCUGCAGCUGCACAGAAGAGGCCACAAUCUGCCGUGGAAGCUGAGGCAGAGAACCACCACCGAGGUCAAGAAACGGGUCUACAUCUGCCCCGAGCCCACCUGCGUCCACCACAACCCCGCCCGCGCCCUCGGCGACCUCACCGGCAUCAAGAAGCACUACAGCCGCAAGCAUGGCGAGAAGAAAUGGAAAUGUGACAAAUGCUCCAAGAAAUACGCUGUUCAGUCCGAUUGGAAGGCCCAUCACAAGACUUGUGGCACUCGCGAGUAUAAGUGCGAUUGUGGAACUAUUUUCUCAAGGAGAGAUAGCUUCAUCACUCAUAGAGCUUUUUGUGAUGCACUGGCUGAGGAAAACAGCAAGGUGAAUCAAGGCUUGUUGGGCCCAAAUUUAUCGGCCCAACUUCCUGAUCUAAUGUCCACCAUGCCCAUAACCUCCAACACAAACACAUCAAUGGGAUUCAACAACCCAUUAAAAUCACUCCCCCAAGAUCUCCUCCCAAUCCCCUUCAAGCCCAUGAACAUGCCCGCCGGCGCUACCAUGUUCUCCUCGGCUUCCGGCAACCUAUUCGGCAGCCCGCGAAGCAUGCCCUCGUCGUCAUCGGGGCUCCAGCUCAGCUCAAACUCCAACCAAGCAGGCUACAGCUACCACCAAGACAGCAGCAAGCAUUUGGGCCAAAUCUUUGGAUCGGCCCAAAUGUCGGCCACCGCCUUGCUGCAAAAGGCGGCCCAAAUGGGAGCAACGGCUACCAACUCCCCUAUGAUGCAGAAGAACUUCGUCAGCACCAUGGCAGGCCCAGACCACGUGUCGAACCGGCCCGGCCCGGCUGUGCAUGGGUACGAGAGCUUCCAUAACGAGCCAUUCAGCAGCGGGUUCUCGACCCAGAUGAUGCACAAGGGCCCGCCAGAGCUCUUCGAGGGAGGGGGCGAUAUGGUUAUGUACGGAGGGAUGCUGAUGGAUCAGAAUAUUCCGGCGCCCGGAUUCUUGAAAAACAUGGUGGAAGGGAGUGGUGAUGGGAGAAUGGGCGGCGGAGACGACAUGACGACGGUGGAUUUCUUGGGGGUGGGAGGAUCAAGAGGGCAGAAUUUGGAGAUGAAUCAGCAGAGAAUGCAAGUGAUGCAGAAUAAUAACAAUAAUAAUUUCCAUCAUCAUCAGCAUCAGCAGCAGCAGCAUGAAGAAUCUGAUAUGGAAAAGCCACUCUACAACACAUUCUGAAAUAAGUAGCUAAUUCAUAUUCAAGAAUUUGAGAUAUUGUUGAUUCAACUUAAACUUUUACUCAUGCUGGCUCCAAUCUACAUGGAUAUUGUUUUUUGUUAUAGUAAAAAAAGAGAGAUCCCAACUUAAAAUCAAUACAGUAGUGAGAUCUACUGUAUAUUAGAUGUAUUUUAUGCUAUUUUACGAAGUCUAGUUCAUAAGUUUUACUCACUUUUUUUUAUAACAAAUCCGUUUUUACUGGGA
Molecule: messenger RNA, 1899 nt
Organism: Salvia hispanica
Lineage: Eukaryota; Viridiplantae; Streptophyta; Magnoliopsida; Lamiales; Lamiaceae
Product: zinc finger protein GAI-ASSOCIATED FACTOR 1-like
Cellular component (GO): nucleus
Molecular function (GO): DNA-binding transcription factor activity
Source: RefSeq, a predicted model, not a curated record